Messenger RNA from Catharus ustulatus (Swainson's thrush), 11654 nucleotides. RefSeq names its product ArfGAP with GTPase domain, ankyrin repeat and PH domain 1 (gene AGAP1). The record is from RefSeq and is a predicted model, not a curated record. Gene Ontology annotation, cellular component: nucleus. Bases 442 to 3960 code for a protein of 1172 amino acids. Lineage: Eukaryota; Metazoa; Chordata; Aves; Passeriformes; Turdidae. Gene Ontology annotation, molecular function: GTP binding; protein binding; GTPase activator activity. The transcript is spliced from 20 exons.
GAGUUACCCGGCCGAGAGGGCACGGAAACACCCGGCCGGAGCCGCGGCCGUGCGCCCGCACUGUAAACAAUGAGCUCGGAAGCGGCUGCUGCAGCUCCCGUGCCGUGAAGACCGGAGCCGCGCUCCGCGGGAGGAGGAUGCGUGCGUGGAUGUGGAUGUGAGCCGUCGCUCGGCGCCUCUCCGGGAUGCCGCUGCCAUGGACGCCGGCUGCCGGCGGGGAGCGCAGCCGGAGCCCAGCCUGACCCCGCCGCAGAGCGGGGUGUGACACCGGAGCUUUUUUUUUUUUUUUAAUUACUAUUUAUUUAUUUCAUUAGUUUUUAAUCGGCUUGCAGUGAUUUGUGGCUCUGCGUUUCCAGCCACCCGCGUCUCUGCAUCCAUCCAUCCAUCCAUCCAUCCAUCCCUCUCGGCGCCGAUGCCCGCUGCCUGAAGGGCAGAGCCAUCAUGUACCUCCUGGACAGCAGCGAGCCGCCGGCCGCCGCCUCCUCCUCCCCCGAGAGGAUGCAGCGGGGCACCCCGCAGAGGAAGACCGUGUACCGCAUCUCCGUGACCAUGGUGAAGAAGGAGCUGCUGGGGCCGGAGAGCGGCCGCGCCGGCCCCGAGCUGCCCCGGCGCGGGCGGAGCCGCCCGCCGGGCUCCUCCAGCCUCACCAGGGCCGGGCUGCUGCUGCUGGAGGAGGAGGAGGGCGAGGAGGAAGGCGAGGAGCGGGACAGGGUCCCCAGCCCCUGCGGCUUCCGCACCUUCCGGACGCUGAGCACGGGGCAGCUGGAGCUGGGCCGCCUCAAGGUGCCGAGGAGAGCGGGGCCGCCCGUGCCCGGCGCGCCGCGGGGCAGCGCCGCACCCGGAGAAGCCGCGGCGGCCGCCGCCGCAUCCCCGCCCGGAGAGGAGCGAGACAAGGACGAGGGGCCCGGGGAACCGGCCCCGGGGGAGCGGGGCCAGAGCCCGCGGCGCCAGCCGGGGCUGCUGCGGCGGAGCUUCAGCUUUAGGCACUGGAGCGGCGGCGGCGGCGCGGAGCCGGCCCGGGUGCGGCGGCACAGCAGCUCCGGGUGCCUGCCCGGGCCGCCGCCCUCGCCGCCCGCCGCGCUGCCCGCAGAGCCCCCCGAGAAGCGCAACACGCUGGAUGUGGGCGAGGUGCUGAGCCAGGCGGACCCGCUGUCCCGGCUGGAGCGCUGGGAGCGCAGCAAGAGCAAGAACCGGACCCUGGAUAACAGCGACCUGCAGCGGCUCUCGGAGCGGCUGGGCCGGGAGAGCCCCGCCGCCGGCACCGAGCACCGGCUCCUGCGCUUCUUCAGCGGCAUCUUCGCCCGCAGGGACGGCCCCGCCGCCCUCUUCGGCAGCCCCCACGGGCGCUCCCCCCGCAGCAGCUUCUCCAGGUCUAGGGCUUAUUUUAGCAGCCUCAGGAGAGCCGCCGUGGACAUGCAGUCCAGCUCCGAGAGCAUCAAUGGCUCCCCCCAUAAAGAUGCCUUUGUAAACAGCCAGGAAUGGACACUGAGCCGAUCUGUACCGGAGCUGAAAGUGGGGAUCGUGGGUAACCUGGCGAGCGGGAAGUCUGCACUGGUGCACCGCUACCUGACGGGCACCUAUGUCCAGGAGGAGUCCCCUGAAGAUAUGGAUGCAGGUGGGAGAUUCAAGAAGGAGAUAGUGGUUGAUGGACAAAGCUACCUGCUGCUGAUCAGAGAUGAAGGAGGCCCUCCAGAAGCACAGUUUGCCAUGUGGGUGGAUGCUGUUAUCUUUGUGUUCAGCUUGGAGGAUGAAGUCAGCUUCCAGACUGUUUACCACUACUACAGCCGCAUGGCCAACUAUCGCAACACUAGUGAGAUCCCCAUGGUCCUGGUGGGCACCCAGGAUGCUAUCAGCUCCACCAACCCCCGUGUCAUCGACGAUGCCAGAGCCAGGAAGUUGUCCAAUGACCUCAAGAGAUGCACUUACUACGAGACCUGUGCCACCUACGGCCUCAACGUGGAGAGAGUCUUCCAUGACGUUGCCCAGAAGAUCGUUUCCACCAAGAAGAAGCAGCAGCUCUCAAUCGGACCCUGCAAAUCUCUGCCCAACUCUCCGAGCCACUCCUCCGUGUGUUCUGCCCAGGUUUCUGCCGUACAUAUCAGCCAGACCAGUAAUGGAGGAGGGAGUUUAAGUGAUUAUUCCUCCUCUGUCCCAUCAACUCCAAGCACCAGCCAGAAGGAGCUGCGGAUUGAUGUUCCUCCCACUGCCAACACACCAACUCCUGUCCGCAAACAGUCCAAGCGCCGAUCCAACCUCUUCACGUCUCGGAAAGGGAGUGACCCAGACAAAGAGAAGAAGGUCCUGGAGAGCAGAACAGACAGCAUUGGAAGCGGCCGUGCAAUCCCAAUUAAACAGGGGAUGCUGCUGAAGCGGAGUGGCAAGUCCCUGAACAAGGAGUGGAAGAAGAAAUACGUGACACUGUGUGAUAACGGAGUGCUGACCUACCAUCCCAGCCUGCAUGAUUACAUGCAGAACGUUCAUGGCAAAGAGAUUGACUUGCUGAGAACCACGGUGAAGGUCCCUGGGAAGAGGCCACCCCGAGCCACAUCAGCCUGUGCCCCCAUCUCCAGCCCCAAAACCAACGGCCUCUCCAAAGACAUGAGCAGUUUACACAUCUCGCCAAAUUCAGGGAACGUGACUACUAGCACAUCUGUGUCUCAGAUGGCCAGUGGGAUCAGUCUGGUGUCCUUCAACAGCCGCCCGGACGGUAUGCACCAGCGCUCCUACUCGGUCUCCAGUGCAGAUCAGUGGAGCGAGGCCACAGUCAUUGCCAACUCUGGCAUUAGCAGUGACACUGGCCUGGGAGAUUCAGUGUGUUCCAGCCCCAGCAUAUCCAGCACCACCAGCCCCAAACUGGACCCCCCUCCUUCCCCCCACGCCAACAGAAAGAAGCACCGCCGGAAGAAAAGCACAAGCAACUUCAAAGCUGAUGGCAUCUCGGGCACGGCUGAAGCCAAACGCAAAGCUUGGAAACUAAACCGUGUUGGUAGCCUGCGAAAUAUUUACAGCAGCAGCAGCACCAACACCGAAGAACAAGAAGAAAACUUCGAGUUUAUCAUUGUCUCUCUCACGGGCCAGACUUGGCACUUCGAAGCAACCACCUACGAGGAGAGGGACGCAUGGGUCCAAGCCAUAGAGAGCCAGAUCCUGGCCAGUUUACAGUCCUGUGAGAGCAGCAAGAACAAGUCGCGCCUGACGAGCCAGAACGAGGCCAUGGCCCUGCAGUCCAUCAGGAACAUCAGAGGCAAUUCCCACUGCGUGGACUGUGAGGCACAGAACCCCGACUGGGCCAGCCUCAACCUGGGAGCCCUCAUCUGCAUCGAAUGCUCAGGGAUCCACCGCAACCUCGGCACGCACCUGUCGCGGGUGCGCUCCCUGGACCUGGACGAUUGGCCCAUCGAGCUCAUCAAGGUCAUGUCAGCCAUUGGCAACGAGCUGGCCAACAGUGUGUGGGAGGAGAACAGCCAAGGCCACGUGAAGCCCUCCCCAGACUCCACCAGGGAAGAAAAAGAGCUCUGGAUACGUGCCAAGUAUGAGCAGAAGCUCUUCCUCGCCCCGCUGCAGUGCCUGGAGCUGUCUCUGGGCCAGCACCUGCUGAGGGCCACGGCCGAGGAGGACUUGCGGACAGUGAUCCUGCUGCUGGCCCACGGCACGCGGGACGAGGUGAACGAGACCUGCGGGGACGGGGAUGGGCGCACGGCGCUGCACCUGGCCUGCCGCAAGGGGAGCGUGGUGCUGGUGCAGCUCCUCAUCUGGUACGGUGUGGACGUGAUGGCGCGUGACGCCCACGGGAACACAGCGCUGGCCUACGCCCGCCAGGCCUCCAGCCAGGAGUGCAUCGACGUCCUGCUCCAGUACGGCUGCCCUGACGAGCGCUUUGCCCUUAUGGCCACCCCAAACCUGUCCAGGAAGAACAACAACCGCAACAACGGCGGCGGGAGGAUGCCCACCAUCAUCUGAGGGGAGCUCGCUCGCACGUUGGCCGAGCCGAGUCGCAUCCGCAGCCUCACAUUCCUCCAUCCCCAUCGCAGCUCCGCUCUGUGAGUCUGGUAACUCUCCUUCUCCCUUUUCCCUUCGGUCCAUCCCCGAGUCCCAGGCGGAAGGUGGAGAGCGCUAGGGGCCGAGGAGGAGCGCGGGGGGCAGGCCGUUGUUUGGAGGGCACAGGGCCGCGGUGGCAGCGGCGGCGCCCGGGGACACGGCAGGGCGCCGAGGGACGGGCGGGGGGAGAGGCGAGCCGGAGCAGAAGGAAGGAGAGACGGUGACUUUCCCUAACUGACAGUGAAGCACAUCAGAACAUUUCACCUCUACCGAACGCGGCGACGCCUGGAUUUCCAUUCUCUUCUCCUGAAGAGCUUGACGGCAUAAAUCAGAAGCAAGCACAGAGUUUGUCAGGUUUGAAGCUCCUAUGAUGGUAUGUGUCAAAUCAGUUGUAGCUAAUCUGUCCGGGGAGAAUACUGGCUUCAUUACACUUGUAUAGUUGAGUUCUUCCAGCAUUACUGCUGUUUAAUAGAACAUGAUUAGUCAUCACGGAGAAAAAAGCAUAUUAGCUGAGGAGGUAGUUACAUGGCACGCUUCGGUGAUUGCUUGGAUGUGAUUGCAAUAUUCUUAGAAGCAUCAUAUUAUCUCAGACAUGUUCUUUCGAGCCCUUGGAGCCCUCCUUUCUAAAUUCACUGUCAUAAUUUAGUAUCUGUUUAAUUUUUCAGUCCAAAGAGAGGAAAUGAGUUGCUGAGUGUUAUUUGACUGCAGUCUCCUUGGUGUAAAAACAAAAUGGAAAAAAUAAAUAAGAGUAAGCCUGAAACACAAAAAGGAAUAAUGAAUACCGCUAUGGAAAACAACAUUUCAAGUACGUUUGGUGAAAUUAAUAAACGCAUUAAAGGCUAAUUUUUUUUUUUUUUUGGUUAUGUUUUCAGCCAGCAGAAAUAGGUUCUGUCAUUUUGCCAAGGUAAAUCGUGUUGAGUUUUUGGUCACUCCUGUGAUGCAUUGCCUAACUUAUACAGAUUUUUGUAUUGUGUCUCUAGAUUCUAUGUAUUUAAAAUCUAUUUGAAUAAAAAAAAGACCGUAAAUAUACAUUGAUUUUUUUUUGUACAGAAAAAAUGACAUCUCUGUUAAUUUAUAAACUGUAAUGGAUGUGAACUAAAUAAUGUGCAACUAGUUAGGAUCUGUGGGUUACAGAUCAUUAUUGUACAUUGAUAAUAUUCCCAGCAGUGAACUCUUCUUUCCAAAGCCUGUGAGGAGCAACAUAUCAGAAGGAGAUCACGGCACGUUUGGCACAGGGAAGGAAAAAAAAACAUGUGAGAUCUUUUAGAAGGGAAAAAAGAGGCUGUUCCUCAGCACUGUAAAUAUAUUUUACUCCAGAAGUCAGGAAGCUUUCACAAGCCAAGACAAAAAGGCCCAUUCUGGCUGGGGGAAGAUCAGAUUUGAUUAAGUUCAGAAUUGAUAGCCUUCACCACGGCGGGCAGGGCAGGCUGCGCUCCGCUCCCAGCCCGGCUGCUUCGCCAAGAAAAAUGGCUUGUGGAAGUGGCCUGGACACUUCAUUUCAAUUCCAACUUUUAAUACUUGCUUGGAUUAUUUUGGUCUUACUGGGCGCAUCCCAUCUAGCAGGAUUCUGGCAUGCUGAAGCAGAGGUUUUGGCAGGCAGAAAAGUGAUUUUUUUUGUUGUGUUUUUUUUUAUUUUAAUGGCAUAUGGCAAUGUGGGAAUGGGGGCACGUUUAUCAUGGUGAAAGUUGAAAACUCAACUGAAUUUGAUGGCAAAGGAGCAAUUGUGUGAAGGCAGUGAGGUGCACACAGCACAGUAAUUUGCAAAUCUACCUGCUCCUGUGUAUUUCCCAAGCCUUGGUGGUGCUCUUCCUUGGACUUCUGGGUUUCAUUCAGCACACAGAUGGGAGGAGCAGCUGAUAAAUAAACUGAAUGUGGACAAAAUGUAAAGGAAAAAAUGUGAUGUGAUUAUCUUAAGGAAAACAAAACAAAACAAAAAAAUGGAAAAAUUAUGGAUUUGAGGUAAAAUUGUGACUGAAAAACCAUUUUCAAGCUGGAAGCACAGGAAUAUUGACCAGCUUCUCCUCUUUGGUGGUGUUGUCCUUUUGUACUUUGUUAUUUUCUAGACCUUGGAGUAUUUGAGGGGAGGGAAUCUUACUCCAACCAGCCUAGGCUGACUGCACCAGACACAACUGAUUCCCUUCCCACUGGGAUACUUCAAAAUAUUUGAUUUUUAUUUUUUAAUUCAGAACAGGUGUCUGUUUGAACUGCCAUUUCUCCACCAUUCCUGAUGUCUGGUACUUACAGGUGGUCCCUCAGGGAGGGGACAGCCCAGCUGAUGUGCAGCUGAAGGGGAUGCUGUGAAACCCUCUGUGUGCUGGUGCUGGGAAGCUUUGCCACAGCAGGGAUUCAGGAAUGGCAAUCCCAGAGGUGCUAGAGCUACCUGCUGUUCCCCCCGGGAACAUCCAGGGCAUUUGUAUCCCAAAAACCAAGUGCAGUGUUUCAGACCCAUGGUGGGCAGAGUUCUCAGUGCACGUUCUGUGUCAGAGCUGGGUUUUUUCCCUAAUUGAGAUUAUUUUCUGUACAUUGUUUGAUGCUCUCUCUGGGCCACAUUCCUCUGACAAGAGUGAGGGUGAUGUUUGAGAAACAAGGGCAACCAGGCAGAUUUCAGGUAGACAGAUUACAUGGUCCUUUCCUAAAAAUCUUCUGAGGGCAACCCUUGAAAAAGCACAGAAUAUUUUUAGGAGAGCAAAUUCCAGUGUAUUACAGGAAAAAUUAUGCAUCCAGGCAAGCCAGGUAAUACUUUAAUUAAGUGGUAACACGGUUUCUUUUACCUUAAAUGUGGUUUUCCCAUGUGUGUUUGCAUAACUAUGUUGAACAGUGUCGAUGGUGGAGUCUGUAGGGAGGAUUCCCAGCCCUGCACGUGGCAGAGCUCCCUGGGAAAGUCAGGAGAUCCCAGAAUAUCCAGAGUUGGAAGGGACCCACCAGGUGAGGUCACCCAGGGCUGUUGUCACCAGGUCACUCCUUGCAGGCUGCAGGACAGGGGGAAAGCCCCUCCCUCCAAGGCAGGGAUGGAGGAAGCUCUCCUUGGCUGGAUCCUGGAGGGGCUUGGCUUCGAGAGCUCCACAGGCUUUUCAGGGGAUGUGUUUGCACUUUGCAGAGGCUGCUCUUGGAGCCAUCCAGGUGCAGAACCAGGCAGCAUCUCCUGGCACUUGGAGAUCCCACAGGAAUUGUUCCCGUUGCUUUCACUCCAUUCUCCCCCACUUUUCCCCUUCCUUGUCUCGUGUUUAGCCACUCUUGUUGCUUUUUUGGAGCCCUCUUGCCAGGCUGUUCACACCCUUUGACCUGUUGGGAACAAAACAAGCCCUAGCUGUGACCCAGUCCAUGAGAAAUCCCAGCAGAAACCCGGCAGCCAAAGCUGUUUUCUCUGGAAACGGAGUCUGUGGCACUGGUUGUCUCUGCACCCGCACUCAACCCUUCCCCUCAUCCCAGAUACCUUGAAAUCCCCCUUCCUCUGCACUUUAUCCAUGACUAGAACACUAGGAGCAAGUCAGCCAUUGCUGUUUCCAGACUUCCUCCUCUCUUUGGCUAAUUGCUGUGGAAUUCAGUCGCAUGUGUUACACCUGAGCCUCGAUAUUGCCAGGGAGGGUUCGCUUCUCCUUGCUCUUCAUGAAGGAAAAAAGACCUAACCUUGGGAAAAUUCAGGGUCCUGCCCUGAAUGCAAAGAUUUGGCCAAAGGCUUCUGUUACCAGAUUUCCAAUUUUGGUGGUAAAAAAGGAGAAGGAGGAAAAAAAAGCUUGGAGAACCUUGGUGCUGCUCAGAAAGCUGGGUGAGCUCCUGCAAGGUGGAGAGGAUUUUGAAGCAUUUGGGCACAGAAUAAAAUAACCAUGUAAACAUUACCAUUGUUUAAUUCACUGUCUUGUCCCCCUUCCCUUAAAUUAUGUGUGUUAGUGAAAAAAAAAAUAAAUAAAAAGCUUUAGCUGCACUUGGAGAUUUCCCUGGGCCAGAGGAGGCCGAGUCAUGUAGGGAGAGGAGUCGAGGUGGGAAUGCAGAUCCGCGCUUGGAAGUGAUCUCUGGCACUGUAAUGUAGAAUAAUUAGAUUAUAUGGGGUUGGAAUAGCUUCAGCUUUUAUAUUUGUAUGGAGAUCAGGAGAAAUGAAGUAAUUUGUAGUUUCUAGUAUAAAGCAGUGGUAGUGGAGACAAGCACAGAUUUCACAAGGGGGUCCCCAGGGGGCCCUUCCCAAACGUCUCGGGGAGCCGCCUUUGCACCUUAACAGGGAUGGGUUUUGGGGUUUGUUGUUGGUGAAAUGGUCAUUUCAUGUUUGGUUACGUGGUUGUUGUCAACAAGGGGACUCGAGGGAAAGGAGGAGAGCAUUGGGGACCAAACUUUGGGGCAGCUUGGCUGGAGAGGAGAGAACUUCCCCACCCUCAUCUAAUUAUCAGGCAUCUUCCUUCCCCCUGCAGAGGCUGCUACACCCAUCCUUAGGUGGGGGCUCAGUUCCACACCUUCCAUUCUCGAUGAUUUGUGGGUAAAAUUUACUGUGUAGAAAACCUGCUUUUGGAUGUUCUUGUGUUUGCUGCACAACAGGGAAAAAAAAUAAAAUGCUCGGGCGUAAAGCUCUUUUCAAGGUAGAAAAAAACACUGAACUACCCCAAAUUAAGAGGUUCUGCAAUGGGUUUUGUUCUAAGCUGCCAAAAAAAGAAGGUAGGCUUGAAUGGUUUUAUUGGAAAAUAAUCUCCUGUUUGAGAAAAAUAAUAGAGGUCAUAGAGCAAAGCAUCCAAAGCUGUAGACGGGUGAAUUUGUUGGUUUAGGAUAUUUGUAGGUUUUGCUUUGUUGUUUAGCAUGGGCCAGUUUUUAAAGUAAAUAUUGGGACAGUUUACCUUGAGUUGACUGAGUCUGUCCCACACUCUACAGGGAGGCUUGAGGGGGUUUGGCCAGGAUUGUCAGGAGCUGUGAAUAGUUCAUGUUUUGAGAGGGGAAUUGCAUGAUUUCAGAAAAGUAAAAGGUUGAUUUGGGAUUUUUUUUUUUAGGGCCAUCUUCAGCCCCAAAUCGCCAAGCAUGUUUCUGGCCCCAUGUUUCAUUUCAGGGUGACAGCAAGAUGUGUGGGUGAAUGAACUCCCAUCUUUACUCCCAUGUUCAGGGUGGAGAAUUUUGCUUGUGGAUGGAUAAAAUAAAGAUGUCUUUGUGCAUUUCAGCAGUUUUAACCCCUUCAUCUCCCCGUGCCUGCCCAGAUCCCAAACCCCCGUGGCUCACUCAGGCUGCAGUGGUUCUGUUGGCAGGCACAGCCUCAGCUUUCCCUCAUCCAUGGGUUUUCUGGAUGUGGUUUUAUUUUAGCUUCCAGUGCUAAGGACUGGCUGUUUUGCAGUGCUUCAGAGCUUGUUUUUACAUCUGUGUGUUCUGUACAAAAUGUGAAAGGGGGGUGGGUGGGGGACGCUUCAGGGCAUGCUUUGGGGACAGUGGCCACAUUGCUUGCUGGCAGUGAAUGCACCCUCAGCUCUUCCCCACUUUGCAGAACUAUCCAUGUGGGUUUUGUUGUUCCUGGGAGCUGAAGUAGCCAAAAACACUUCCCUGGUCCUCAGGAAUUGCAGGGUACGAGGAGGAAAACCCCUCACAGAGACAGCUCAAUCACACCCCCUCUGUGCUGAAGGCAAACUCCAAACUCCUGCAGGACCAAGGAAGGGUUUUGUGUUCAGUGUUGGGUUUUUUGGCAUCUGCAUGCCGAGUGUAGGGGUUGAGCUGAGUUGAACCAGUGGAUGAAGUGCAGCCAGGGUGUCCUGAGCCCUCAGGUGUCACCUGGAGGUCACUUUGCACUUGCUGUGCCUGUGUGCUGGUGCCUGCUCCUCACACUGCUGUCAGUGAUUGUGGGAAUGCCCUUAAUCACCAACAGGAACUUUGGUUGGAUGUUUCCAAAGGGACAGCUGGAGUCAGACCAGCCACUUCCAAGGAAGGGGGACAUUGGCUGGAGGGCUGGACAGGUGCAGGGUUGCUGCAGCCUCAGAGGUUUUCUGAAAAUCCAGCUCCUUAGCUCCUUCAGGCAGCAGCUCCAGCUUGAGAAAACCUUGAGCUUGGCCUCCAGGACUGAAGGGUAGAAAUCCCAGCUCGCUAGCCCUGAGGGUGGGAAGCUCCAGGGAAGGAGAUUCUGAAGGUAGAAAGGACAGAGUCUUGCAUUUCUUUUUAAUAUGAAUGUGCUUAGACUCAUCUUUCUGGCUGAGCCUGAGUGUGGGACCUGCGAGCUGCUGUGGUCCUGCUGCCUUUUGGGGCUUUUGAGGGUAACAGGGAGGUGUUUCCAAGUGAGAUGUUCUUAGGAGCCGUCUCCAGGUGGGUUCUUCCCCAAGGGCAGCUCCUCAUCCCUCCCUCCACCUGUUCUUGGCCACAACUGGCUCCAAAAUGUGGCUGUAGGGGAGCCACAAACCUCAGCUGCAGUGAGCUCAGGUGCUGCAGUCUGGGAAUACCUGACCCAGCCUUGCUGGCACCAUUUCUAUCCUGGAUUUGGUUUCUUGUCCUUCCAGGGGCAAUCCAUAGUGAGAGGGCAGGUCUGGCAGGGCAGAAGGAGCUGUGGAGAGACCAUGCCUGAGUGUGCAGAAAUGAUGGGAGGAUCUUUCAUUUCCUGCUCCCUCAAUUCCUUUGAAAUGCUGUGGAAAUUCCACCCCACUGGUUUUUUUCCUGAGGUAACCAGGGACUGAGCUGGAUUCUCCAUUGAAUCUGCUGAGGAAAAUAGGAUGUUCCCAUCCUCUGGAAGCACGCAGCUUCAUGCAAGUCCCAAGUUUCCAGGGCUUGUCCCAGCUUCCUUUUACUGUGUCACUGUCAAGAGCACCUUUCACCUGUAGACUGCAUGUGGGUGCACAGCCUGAGGGGUAUUUGGGGGAGGAGAGUCUGCUAAAACACCAGGGACUCAUUUUGGGAUGUGUUUGACUCGGCUUGGAAUGGCCAAGAGCUGGGAUCUGCAGCUCCUGCUACCUCCAAACCCCUUGGCUUCAGCAGGAUUGAGCAUAUCCCAAAUGCUUGGCCCACACCUGAGCAUCUCCAGCCUGUGGCAAAUCCAAUCCUGCAAAGGCUGGAUUUUGUGUUUAGCCCCCAAAUCUUUCAAGCCUUUCUGCUUUGUGGUGUUUGUCUUUCCAGUUGAGUAGGGAGGGAGCCCAGGUGAGCAGGGGGCACCUGCUCGGGGUAGAGGCAGGAGAUACCUAGCACAUGGCAGGCUUCAUAGCAAGUUUUGGGUUGUUGGGGUUUGGUUUUUUUUGUUUUGUUUUCUGUUACUGUAAAUAAUAAUGUAUAAAUGAUGAUGAGACAGUGUGGAAAUUCUAAAAAAAAAAGAAAAAAAAAGUCUUUUGUUGUUGUUUUUAUAUUACCUCAUCCAGCAAGUUUGUUUUACAAUGACUCGAUGAUGCUUUAUUUAUAUUGUUUGUACUGUAAUUAAACCGAUUGACAAACAUUUCACUUUGCUUGUUGUUUCCUAUGAUUUGGGUUUGAUUAAGUAUGCCAGUUUGUAUUAUGUUCCCCUUUCCUCUCUCUCUCUACACGUCGAGAUUUUUUGUGUCAGCUGUACAGUAUUCUGAAUAAUUAAAAAUAAAAAUUAAAAUUAAAAAAAAAAAGGAACAAAAAAGCUGUAAAGUACUGCAGAGAGAGGCUGCUAUAUUGUAUAGGUCUCUUUCUAAUAAAGACAAGAAAACUUGUUGGUCGCA